CUUGGCGUCUUGGCCAUUUUAUCAAGCAAAAAUUUCAGAACAACUUUCAGAGGAUAAAAGGGAAGCUACUAGCUAGCUUCAAAUUGUCCACUCCAAAAAAAGAAUUGUACCCAAAAAAAAAAUUCCUUUUCUUUUUGGGUCAAAUUCCAAAGUAUAGCAUUAGUAUAUGAAUUCCAUAUCAUAUAUACGAACUGAAAUGUUACCAUUGUGUUUUUCCAAUCACUCUCAGUUUCUCUCCCCUUUAACCUCACCGCCGCGUCGCUGCCGGUCCCACCCCAGAUUCACUACAACACUCUCUGUCCUCAAAACCUCUCGACCCGUGACUGAAGUUGCAGUGGAUGACGUUUUUCAAGAUUUCUUAAGGGAAAGAGAGCUAAAUGGGGAUAUUAUAUCCAGAAUUUCUGAUAGAAUUUGGCUCAGAAAUGUGGUAAAUUUUGAUUCUUUAGAAGCUGGAAAUGGUGCAACUGAGGCUACACAGUCACAAGAGGUAUCAGGAGAAGAUAAUGAAGGUGGGUUUUUGAAAUUGAAAAGUACUAAAGAGUGGCUUUCAGGUGAUGCCACGGCGCCAGUUAAUAAAAAGAGGACCCUUAAGGAAAUACAAGAUGAUAGGGAAAGAAGGAAAAGGCUAAACUUUCUCCGAUAUGAAGCUCUUAAGAAGGAGCUACUUUACUUAACGGUGGGCAUUGGGACUGCUUGCAGUGGAUAUUGUUUGGUAGCUUUAUCAGUCCAGGCUGCAUUGAGCUAUGCAACGGGAGUUGUUUUCAGUUAUGUGUACCUGCAGCUCCUCUGCCAACAUGCAGACAACCUCUCACAAGAGACAGUUCCUGAGAUUUUUAAGAAAAAGAAACUAAAGAAAAUUGGAAUACGAAGCCAAGAUCUGCAGGAUUUUUUUGAGAGAUCGGUUAAAGGUAGCAGCAUUGCUCUUUCAUCUCCAAGGCUUGUGUUUCCUGCAGCAAUAUAUGGAUUGUGGGAAUUGUGUCAGCAUUUUGCCCAUGAUCUUUUUGAUUUCCAGCUGGUUCCUGCUAUGGUCGGGUUGUUUGCAUAUAAAGCAGCUGCUCUGGUACAAGUGUACAGGGACAAUGAAGACCUUCAAUUUCUCUUUCCUGAGAAUGAAGAAGGGUCAGCUAACUGAAUACAUGGAAUAUGUUACUAAUAAAUGUACUUGUUGAAACCAUAGCAAAGUUGGAUGCCAACUGCACCUUCUGGCAGCACCAUUUCUUCUGCAGCCUAACGAAGAAUAACCAACGAACAGCACACUGAAUUUUGCAGAACAUGGACAAGCUUUAGAAUUUCCUGCCCUUAAGAAUAUAGGUUUUAAGGGAUGAAUAUUUCGCUGCUGCACUUCGAGAGUAAAUAGUUCAUUUGAAAGGGUUAUCAUGGGCAUCCGCCGGAGCCUUUUGUAGAGACAACUCUAGUAGAGUGAUGUAUAGAAAUACAAAGUACUGUUUUGACCUACUUCAUGUGACUCUUGCAAAAUGUUGAUAUAUUCUUGGUUUCCCCUUUUUAUUUGGAGUCACAAUGUUAUGGUAGGGAAUUAUUGUGUGUUUUUCACCAUCUAGGGAAUUAUUGGAGUCAGAUAUAUAUCUGACUCGACUUGUUUGGGAAUGAGAUGUAGUAGUUAAGUCAA
Molecule: messenger RNA, 1627 nt
Organism: Nicotiana tabacum (common tobacco)
Lineage: Eukaryota; Viridiplantae; Streptophyta; Magnoliopsida; Solanales; Solanaceae
Source: RefSeq, a predicted model, not a curated record